Molecule: messenger RNA, 1041 nt
Organism: Ricinus communis (castor bean)
Lineage: Eukaryota; Viridiplantae; Streptophyta; Magnoliopsida; Malpighiales; Euphorbiaceae
Exons: 2
Coding region: 1-1041 (346 amino acids)
Source: RefSeq, a predicted model, not a curated record
AUGGCUUGUAUGGAGACUAUUCGAUUGGGGAUUGCUUUUGCAGCACAAAAAGGGUGGGUUAUUCAUCAAUUAGAUGUAGAGUCUGCUAUUUUACAUGGUGAACGAAUUGAAGAUGUUUUGGUUGAGCAGCCUUGUGGUUACAUUCAAAAGGGAAACCGAAUUGAAGCAUAUUUCAUAAAGGAAGGUUCUAAAAAAUGUGAUUAUGAGCAUACUCUCUUUGUUAAACAAAACAUGGAGGGUAGUAUGCUUAGUGUAAACUUAUAUGUUGAUGAUCUUCUUUUUAUAGGAAAUGAUGAGUUGAUGUUUGCUGAGUUCAAGAACUCAAUGAAGCAUAAGUUUGAUAUGACUGAUCUUGGUAAAAUGAAGUAUUUUCUAGGUCUCGAAAUCUUGCAGAAAUCAUGUAGAAUCUUUAUUAGUCAAAGAAAGUAUGCUCAGGAGAUGUUGCAGCAUUUUGGAAUGAAUCAAAGCAAUUCUAUUCAAACUCCAAUUGUUCCUAGUUUCAAGCUUUGUAAGGAUGAAGGUGGAACUAAGGUAGACAAGACUUACUUCAAACAAAUUGUGGGAUGUCUUAUGUAUCUUACUGCAACUCGUCCAGAUAUGGUGUUUGUGGUAAGUCUCUUGAGCAGAUAUAUGGAGAAUCCUACUCAGCUUCAUUUACAACUACCAAAGAGAGUGUUAAGGUAUUUACAGGAAACAACUGGGUAUGAAAUUUUCUACAAGAAACGAGGAAAUAAUGGACUUAUAGUAUACACUGAUAGUGACUAUGCUGGUGAUUUGGAUGAUAGAAAAAGUACAUCAAGAAAUAUCUUUCUUUUUAGUUGUGGAGUUGUAUCGUGGUCCUCUAAAAAACAACCAAUUGUAAGUUUUUCUACAACUGAGGCUGAAUUCAUUGUUGCGGCAUCAUGUUCUUGUCAAGCAAUUUGGUUAAAAAGAAUGCUCAUAAUACUUGAUCAGACUCAACAAGAGACAAUAACUAUCCAUUAUGACAGUAGUUUUGCAAUCAAGCUCUCAAGAAAUCUAGUAGUUCUGUCAAGCAUAUAG